GACGCGAUUUACGUCAUAUCAAAACCAUAACAUCUGUUGGCAAGACAACUUGUAGCUAGGUAGUUAGCCACCUAGCUACAUCACUAGCAGCAGCUAAUUUUGUAUAUAUUUUCCCAUUACCUUAAGUCAGGGUGGCGAAACAGCAGCUGCACAGUUUCUCUCCUGGCCCUGUCGAAUCUGAGCAACAGUCAGGAUAGGGAAGCAAAGUGGAGAGGCAGCUGCCGCUGGUGCAGCAAGCCUGGUGGACAAAAUGUCAGAAAGCCCAGAGAAAAGUGUCUCGGUGUCGGCUCAGGAGCUGAAGGAACAGGGCAACCGCCUGUUUCUGAACCGCAAGUACCUGGAGGCAGCUGCCUGCUACAGCAAGGCUAUAACCCACAGUCCGUCUGUCCCAGCAUACUAUACCAACCGAGCACUGUGCUACGUGAAACUGCAGCAGUAUGACAAAGCUCUGGCAGACUGCAGACACGCUCUGGAGCUCGACAGCCAGUCAGUCAAAGCUCACUUCUUCAUGGGCCAGUGUCAUCUGGAGAUGGAGAACUAUGAUGAAGCCAUCGGCAACCUGCAGAAAGCUUAUAACCUGGCAAAGGAGCAGCGUCUGAACUUUGGUGAUGACAUUCCCAGCGCUCUGCGGAUCGCUAAGAAGAAACGUUGGAACAACAUGGAGGAGAAGAGGAUCAACCAGGAGAGUGAGCUGCACGCCUACCUCACCAAGCUCAUCCUUGCUGAGAAAAAAAGUCUGCGUGGUUUAAUCUGCAGAGAACUGGAGGGCUGCCGACAGAAACAAGAGGACAAAUCAGACGACAGCAGAAUUCAACACAAUCCAAACGAGAUCCGCACAAAACAUGACAAGUAUCUUUCAGACAUGGAGGAGCUGUUCUGUCAAGUAGACGAGAAGAGGAAGAAGCGAGAGAUCCCGGACUUCCUGUGUGGAAAGAUCAGUUUUGAGUUGAUGAGAGAGCCUUGCAUCACUCCCAGUGGAGUCACUUACGACAGGAAAGACAUUGAAGAGCACCUGCAGCGAGUCGGCCACUUUGACCCAGUGACACGCUCUCCACUCACCCAAGAUCAGCUCAUCCCAAACCUGGCCAUGAAGGAAGUCAUUGAUGCUUUUAUUUUGGAGAAUGGAUGGGUGGAGGACUACUAACCAAUGAGAGCAGAGAAAGGGAAGUGAUUCUGAGCAUUUCAGAGGGGCUGUUGGUCUUUCCUUGGUUUAAUUUAAAUUUAGAGUUUAAUAAAAGUUGAAACACAUGAUAUGCUCCCUUAAACUUAAAUGCCUUGUUACAGUUUGAUGAUCUGUGUCAUGUAGAAAUCAGACUCCAGAGCAAAGAAAACCCUGUGUGAUAAAGUGAUUUGCAGAAGGAAGAAAGAGAAAAGAAGAAGCGAGAAUAUAGAAAACCAAGAGAAGUGAAUGUAAAACCCACAAAAUCAAACUUAAAAAACAAAGAAAAAGCCAAAGAAAAGUCUUAAGAUGCAUCACUAGAGGUCACUGUUUGUUAAACCUGGAAGAAGUACUCAGAAGUGGCAAAACUCUGUUAGAAGUAAAUUGUGCAAAAAACUUCAAAAGUAGAAGUACUAAUUGUGCAGAGUGCUAUAUUAUUAUAUUUAUAUUAUUAUUAUUAUUAUUAUUAUUGUUAAUGCAUUGAUAUUCAGCUAAUUUUAACUAUAUUAUACUGUGUUUGGUGUUUUAGUUAAUAACAAUGCAUUCUUUUUGUGAGUUGUCUUUGUGUUUUGUAUUUAAAAUCCUAAUUUUAAGAGUACAGUGAGAUCAAAUGAAAAUACAUAAGUAUAAUACAAGUACUUGCAAAACGGUACUUAACAGUACUUGAGUAAAUGCAUGUAGUUACUCUCCACCAAGGCUUUAGUGAGUUAUUAUUACUGCUAGACAUAGAUUUGAACAAAGAUGCACUUUAAGUUAAAUUCUCAAAGUUGAAGGGUACAAAUUUGAUUUGUAUUGAAAGUACUCUGGAUUCUGAAAAAUGCAACAGCCAAAACUUACCAAGCUCAAUUUAUUAAGUUUAAAGUUAUCAGACAUACAGUAAUCUCCGUGUGAAUAUGUAAAUAUUUUUUAAUUUAAUAGAUUGUCUGUUGGACACAAUAUGUAUCCUUCUUUACUGAAAAGUCCAUUCUCUGCCAUGUUUCAUACUGGACUAUGAUUGGCUCAAGACUAGAUGUGAUGUCAUAAAUUCCUGCAGGUAAGCCCAGGUGUUGAACUGAGAUUGAAGAUGAGCCCAGAUAAGCUUUCCUCCUUCAGCUGAUAGAUGUGGAAACAAAGUGUACAGACAUCAUAGAAAAACAAAUACUUUAAGAAAUUAGAUUAAUAAGUAAUAAAUAAGAAACCUGUCAAACCAGUUCAUCAACAGUUCAUAUCAAUUAAAUUCAUGAUUUCCAUUUACAAGCAGUGAAAUGUAAACCUGAUCUAAAAACGCAGAGAUUAAUAAAGGUCAGAUUUCAGUUUUUUUAUUGUCUGAGGAACAACAUAAAACUAAACCAUGAUUGUUCAACAGCCCCUCUUUGUUACUGUUUACUGGGACCAGUAAAACCAACCAGUAGGACCAGAUAGAGCUCGACAGCACUUCUGCUGUCAUGUUUGUGUGAGCAUUUUUCAAUCAGCUCUGAGUCUUGAGGAUUUGUCAUUUCAUUUUGAUACCGCUGUUUCCCACUACUCAACAAUUACUGAUCUGUGUCAUUGAAAAUAACUCAGUAUUGAUUAUCAGUUAAUAUAGUAAUCCAUGCUGCGGUUUAGAGAGUGAUCAAACUGCUGACUUUAAUCAGAUUACUCACUAAAAGUAAUCAGAUUGUAUAUGAAAACUGCACUGCUGGUGCUGAUCAUCAUUUAGAGUAAAUGCGGAAGUGUUGUGUUUGCUGGCAAACUAAAAGAGGGGAAUUUGUAGUGUUGCAGCUUAAAGAGAGUUUUUGGGUUGUAGAGAGAAACUCAUCAGUUGGUGGAAGGACCAGUUUUUGUUGUAAAUAAUCACUUAAUUAAGAUAUUACUGAGUUUUCAGAUUAAUUUCUCUUUUUUAUGAAUGGACUCCGGUGCAACUUUUUCGUGCAACUAUUUUUGUUGCUUGUUUUUGCUUGUUUUUUUCCCUUUGUUGAUUGUUGUCUUUUUUAACUGUUGGUAUUGCUGUGUAUUAAAGCCAAGUGUGCACAUAUAUCAGUUAUUUUACAAUAGUAUGAGACAAGCUGCGCUCUCAUACUCAAACCUGAUUUCAACAGCCUGACAUGAUUGGUUCAGUGUGUUUCAAUUUGUUUUAGACAGUAUUGUAUAUUUGAAACGUUUCUGUUUAAAUGUGACAAUUGCAAUCCAGCUUUGACUCAAUCAAGUUAAAGUCUGAUCUCUUUCUAAAAUACUGUAAUGUUAACUGAAGGAAUCAGAUUUACUUCUUAUGUUUCGUUUUCCUCUCAGAAAAACUUUGAUCAACCUGCUGCAGACAGAUGUUUGAAAGUGUUGUGAUAAAAUAAAUGUUUCAUGUUUUCUACA
This is a messenger RNA of Epinephelus fuscoguttatus (brown-marbled grouper), 3481 nucleotides long. Its product is annotated as E3 ubiquitin-protein ligase CHIP-like. The coding region runs from base 251 to 1144 and encodes 297 amino acids. Gene Ontology annotation, molecular function: ubiquitin protein ligase activity; protein-folding chaperone binding. Gene Ontology annotation, cellular component: cytoplasm; Z disc. The record is from RefSeq and is a predicted model, not a curated record. NCBI's taxonomy places the organism in Eukaryota, Metazoa, Chordata, Actinopteri, Perciformes, Serranidae. The transcript is spliced from 8 exons. Gene Ontology annotation, biological process: protein polyubiquitination; proteasome-mediated ubiquitin-dependent protein catabolic process; cellular response to misfolded protein.